Messenger RNA from Acanthosepion pharaonis, 597 nucleotides. The record is from the annotation of a GenBank genome assembly. Lineage: Eukaryota; Metazoa; Mollusca; Cephalopoda; Sepiida; Sepiidae.
AUGGCGACCUUUUCGGUUCGCCAUCACGGCCGUAGUCUAAGAAGUGGACGUCUUCGAGGUCGGCAUGAAAGCGGGGAGGAAAAUGUUCGAUUGGAUUUCUCUCGUACUCCUUGUGAAAAUGUGAAAGAAAUUCUGAGCAAUGUUGUGUGCCAAAAUGGUGUCUCCAAGAACAAGAAACUUGGCUAUCUUAAUUGUUUUGUCAAGUUACUCAAUAAAGUAGGAUCUGAACAGAAUUUGGGUUACAGCAUUGAAGAAAUUUUAUGCUGCUUGAAAGUUGGACUGCUCCAUGAUGCCAAAGAAGUGCGUGCAGCCACUCUGAGAGUGAUUCGUUAUUUAUUAACUGACAAAAAGGUUCUGGAUGUGAUUGUGAGUUUGCGAAUUGAUUACCUGAUUGCAAGAUGUUUGGAUAUCUGCCUAAGCAACGAAGUCGAACGGAUUCAUGCAAUGAAGCUUAUUCGAAAAAUAAUCCAGCAUUAUCCUCAUCAUGUCCCAUUAUCACUACUUUAUCCAAUGGUGGCCAUUGGUCGAGAUGGCUCAACUGAACGUGACCGGUUGCGUCGUGCCUGCUUGGCUACUAUAUGUGAACUGGGUGAGUAA